Molecule: messenger RNA, 1110 nt
Organism: Hypoxylon trugodes
Lineage: Eukaryota; Fungi; Ascomycota; Sordariomycetes; Xylariales; Hypoxylaceae
Product: nucleophile aminohydrolase
Exons: 4
Coding region: 199-936 (245 amino acids)
Biological process (GO): proteasome-mediated ubiquitin-dependent protein catabolic process
Cellular component (GO): proteasome core complex; nucleus; proteasome core complex, alpha-subunit complex
Source: RefSeq, a predicted model, not a curated record
GGUUAGUGCAAGCAUCCACCUGAGCUUCGUAAACGGUGUAGCAGCCUUGAGCUUCCCAAGCUUCGUAUACAAUCAUUCACACAUUCAGCCUUCCCACUCUUCAAUUCCGACCACCAUUCUCUCUAACGACGUAAUUCUCCCGGACGAACGAAUCAAUAACACUUUUCAUAAAAAAAUUCCCCCUCAAACACCGUCAAGAUGUUUAUGGCAAGAUCUGAAUACGAUCGGGGUAUCAACACCUUCUCCCCCGAAGGCCGACUCUUCCAAGUCGAAUACUCCCUCGAAGCCAUCAAACUAGGCUCCACCGCCAUCGGCGUCGCCACAUCCGAAGGCGUAGUCCUCGGCGUCGAAAAACGCGUAACAUCCACCCUCCUCGAGACAUCCUCCGUCGAGAAAAUCGUCGAAAUCGAUCGCCACAUCGGGUGCGCCAUGUCAGGCCUCCAAGCCGACGCGCGAAGCAUGGUCGAGCACGCGCGCGUCGAGUGUCAAAGCCACGCCUUCAACUUCAACGAAGACCUACGUGUGGAGAGCUGCACGCAGGCGAUUUGCGAUUUAGCGUUACGUUUCGGCGAGAGCGCUGAUGGCGAGGAGAGCAUCAUGAGUCGUCCUUUCGGCGUUGCUUUGUUGAUCGCUGGAUACGAUGAGGAUGGCCCCCAGCUCUACCAUGCGGAGCCUUCGGGAACGUUCUACCGUUAUGAUGCUAAGGCGAUUGGAUCUGGAAGUGAGGGUGCUCAGGCGGAGUUGCAGAAUGAGUAUCACAAGUCCCUUACGAUCGCAGACGCCGAGACGCUAGUUCUGAAGACAUUGAAGCAAGUAAUGGAAGAGAAGCUCGACUCCAAGAACGUGCAGCUAGCGAGUGUAACAAAGGAGCGAGGCUUCAGGAUAUACACAGACGAGGAGAUGGCACAGGUCGUGGAGAGACUACCGGCGAAUUAAGCGAUGGAACCAGUGAAUUAACCCAUCCUAUUACGAAGGUUUUCCUUAUGUCGUGUAUGUUCCGGGUACGGUAGCAGAGCACAAUUAGACAAAAGGGGUAGAACAAGAGAAAAAUCCACCCUUAUGAACUUCACAUCAAGUUGAGCCAGCAAGCAAGUGGUAGUUAUUACGAGU